Molecule: messenger RNA, 6180 nt
Organism: Ruditapes philippinarum (Manila clam)
Lineage: Eukaryota; Metazoa; Mollusca; Bivalvia; Venerida; Veneridae
Product: actin remodeling regulator NHS-like
Exons: 3
Coding region: 1-3561 (1186 amino acids)
Source: RefSeq, a predicted model, not a curated record
AUGGGAAACUGGAGUCAGAGCGGAACAAGUAGUAAUCGACAUUCGUUAGACUCGGACCUACGCAGCGAGGGAUUUAAAUUCACAUCACAGUAUUCACUCGGAAAAGACUCUGGCAGGGACUCUCUUACAUUGGAGGAGGAAAAUGAUUGUGUAACUGAUGGUACAAGUACAGCUGGUUAUGCCGCAGAUAGUCAGAGUACCGUAACUGGCGAUUCAAUCUCCAUUGGAAAUCCAAAAUCUGAUUUCACACAGCUUGAUACUGAAGCCUGGAUCCAGAGUCUCGCUGUGCGUGCUGCCAAACGUGAAGAGGCCGAGAGCAAAGAUAAGUCUUCAACGUUAUCGAAAUUGACAAGACAGAACAUUUUAGCUCUCGAUCUUAUGCUAGCAGAGGGACAACCUAAAGCCCUCGGAGAUGAAGAAUGUUCAGUGUAUUCAGUAGAUCAGGAAGGAUUUUAUACAUCUUUUCAUAACGAUAGUGGCUUGAAAAAGAGCACAAAUACAUUAGUUGAUGAGGAGGAUAUAGACUUUUCCCCUACAAAAGAUAGCGCAAGUGUUUGUAGUGCAGAAAGUGUUAUUCACAGGCCUUUUGGUGAUAGUGACAAAUUUGCUGGAUUAAGAAAAAAUUCACAUACAAAAGUGCUAAGCAAAGUUAUCCCACCCACCCCACCAGUGAGAACUUCAUCACAAAAAUCAACAGGGGAGGUAACUUUUCUCAAAACUCCAGAGUUACAUUCCUUCCCAUCCCAGGAUUCCACAGUGUCAGAAUCUGAUGCAGAGGCAGUGUUUACUCGUGUGCAUGAUAAAACUAAUCUAUCCUCAACAGGAUUCCCGUCAUUAGUUGCUAUGUCUACAAGUGAUGACGAAAGUUCACCUGAAUCAAGGAAUAUAAGAAACAAAGAGAAAGGACUCAGUGAGACUGUAAGUGAACUAGGACUGUCAGAUUUAAGGGAAACUUCCGGAUUUUCGUACCUUUCAUUCCAGACUGGAAGUUCUCUUGAUUCGUCAAAAAGUGACAAUAGUUUCUCAUCCUUGAAACAUUCUAAAUCAGCGUUAGAAUGUACUGAUCAAGGGUAUGAUUCUCUGACUUUACCUCGUAGUAAGGAAACAGGAUCAACAAAAAGUGCAGUCGGUUAUCAAUCAUGGCCAAGAUCCCAUAAGAACAAUCCUACUUCUGGAAUUUUGAAAACUCCUGAAAAACAAUUUGAUGGAGUGAGACCUCAGAAAACUCUUAAUUUUGCUCCUAUUGUGAAUUUAUUCAGAGAAGGUGCAGAAAAUUCUGUUCAGAUGCCAUUGCCCUCCCCUACAAGCUCUUCAUCUAGUGAAACUAAUAAUGGACCAUUUAUGAGCUCAUUUCAAACUCCUCCAUCACAAGAUCAAAGUUACAUUCUUUCUAUACCAAUAGAAAACUCAAAGAAUAGUCAGGGAAAUAAUAAUCAGUCAGGUAUUCCAUCAAAAUACCAACCAGUUAUAACUGUGACACCAAGGUCAAGGUCAAAAUCUGGUGAUAGGUUAAGUCAGGGGUCAGAUAGAAGAAGCCAGAGGUCAGAGAGUAAUAAAACACCAGAAUCCGGUGGAAGACAAAUGAUAUACGCAUCUACCGCCAAUAAACCAAGUGCUCAGUCUACUCCACAAGUGCCGUCAAGUCAAGUGACGGAGAAACAAACGUCACCAAGUUUAUAUGCUGUAAGCCCAGUAAUGGCACCGAAAGACCCAAGUCGUCAGAAUUCAGUAACAUCAACAGAUUCUAGUAAUUCUGGUUACAUGGAUAUGCAAUCUUUGAAAUCUGCUGAAAGUUUGAACUCUUUAGCAUCAUCUGAAGGUUUGAAUGGUAAUUCCACGUACAUGUCAAUGUCAAGCCCGUGUAGCUCACCAAACCUUUCUAACAUGGACUUUUCAAUUAGUAGUACACCUUCGGGAUCAAUGGAUUCUUUAUUGGAUAUGAGAAAAACACCGACUAAUGAAUUAGAAAAUGACACUUAUCAGGUGAAUACAAGUUUACAUAUGAAUCAAUACAGUAAAAAUGCCAGGUCUAGAAAAUCUAACGGGGCAACAGAAACUGUUUCUAUUGUUACACAGCAUAACAGUCGAGGUUAUAAUAGUGCUCAACAAGUUGAUGCUAAACAAUCAUUCGGAAGUUUCCGAACACCUGAUACCUCUUACUCAUCAUCUAAACAAACGCCAGGCAGACGGUCACUUGACUCAACAGGAAAUGACCUAACAAAUGUAACUCAGAUGUCUUUUGACUCUACAAUGGGGUCAAGGUCAACGCCAGUUACACGAAAUUCUGGUACCCCGACAUCCAGAGAAUCACCAACAAUGUCAGGUCAACGUCAGCAAGGUCGAAGGAGUCGGGCAGAUACUCGUAAAGAGCCAUCAUACAGAAAUCUGAAUGCUACUAAUAGACGAUCGUUGCCAAGUGAUGUGUCAACAUCUGUUCAAAUAAGAAAUGUGCCAUUAAAUGACACCCGUCAAGGUGUGAGUUCUAAUCAAAGCCAUUAUAAAUCACAAAAUUCCAUGUCUUCCUCAAACUCAUGUCCAUUAGGAUUUAAUUCUGUAUUGUUAUCAAAUUCAAGUUACAACUCAGGGCAAAACAGUGCAAACAGUCAGUAUAUGAAAAGACAAUCGCGUACCUCUCCGACCAGUAUCAGCGAUAAUGGACAUGUUUCAUCUCGGUCAGAUUCGUAUCGUGUAGCUUUGAAAAAUAAAAGCAGUGAAGGUUCAGGUAGAAACGCUAUGCAUCAAAGUAAAAGUAUGCCAAUGCUACCGCCUUCAAGAAAAAGUGGACCAUUCCGUGUUGCUAUGGAUAUGAGUCCAAACAGAGCGUAUAGUAAUGGUGUUGACGAUGAUGUCAUGAGUAGAGCUGAUUCAUAUAGAAUCGCGGUGAGAAAUACUAACGGUUUAGGUACGGAAAUAUUGAAUCGCAAUACGUCAUAUAGAGUUGCUGUCAAUGACGAAAUUCCGUCAAUGUUAAAUUCAAAACUGGAUGCAUUAGGUAUGGACGAUAAUAAGCUUAUGUCUGGAAGAGAUGUUAGGAGAAUGGGUAUAACUGAUGUAGAUCAGGUGAAAGAUAUAAACCCUAAACCGGUGAUCAGAGAAAGUAAAUCUGCGGUUCAGCUCAGAAAUAGGGAUUCCAAACCUGCCCCUCAAGCAAUGGGGCCAAACUCUCAUUCACUUAGCAGACCGUCAUCUCAGCCGCAGCAGACGAAAAAUGAUGGUCGAAUCCGACAGUGCUUUAAGCAAGACAUUGAUCCAAUUCAAGUGGUAGCAACUGUUGACAUUAAUGGUGAAUCGAAAAAAUCAGGGAAGAAUAACCCAAACCGAUCCUCUACUUACAUUCAGUUUGAUCCUAUAUUUGAAGACACUGAAGAUUUCUCAAAUGCGGCAGAUUUGGACAUGACUUCUUUAGAUUAUUCUAAAAAUAUCUCAAACAUUUCAAAAUCAAAAUUUGGUCUCAUUAAUGGUACAGUGAAAGAUGCAAAUGCUAAUACUGUCAAAAUGAAAAAAUCUAAGUCGGGCAAAGAUAUUGAAAUUGAAGACAAUUGGAGGUUUUCACAAGUAUGAUUCUUUAUCAUGGAAAAACAAAUUAACAAGUUUUCAAUUUAGAAAAGAAAAGCAAUGUGUACAUGUAUAAUAUGAUUUUUUAUGGCAUCUUUUUUGUUGAGUUUAAGUUUCCCGUGUUAGUGUUUUGUUUGUGGAUUAUAACUGUUUUGAGUUUUGUUUUAUUGUUUUUUCAUAACAUGAAACUUGAAGGUGAACAAAAUUUUGUCAUUGUUUAAAAUAUAAUUAAAUGAUAGUAUCUUUAUUAAAAAAUAAAAAAAUGUAAAGAAAAUUGAUAGAUUGAAUGAUGAGUCUGAAGUGUUGAUUAAAAUAUCAGCUGAUAGACACAUUCAUCUAAUGAUUUGGUUUUUAAAUUUAAAUAAAGCUAUAACAGCCCUGGCCAGUUAAACUUAAUUUUGGUCUAUAGUGUUUCUCUAAAAUUUUAAGUCUUUUUAAUUUUGACUAAGUGGAAAAGGAUUCAUUUUACCUUACAAAUGAUAAAAAUAAUUGUAAAUACCCAAUUAUGAAAUGCUUUUUCUUACUUUAUUGACCUUUUCCAAGUUUGGGUGGGGAUAGGUUUGGGAUAUAAUUAUACCACAUAUAUUAGUUUUUCUUCAAUUUAGAGGGUUAUUCCAAAAAUCUCAGAAACUCCACAGAAAAUGUAUGUUGUAUAAAAAUUAUGCAAAAUAAUUAAGAUAUGAAUGUUAAAAUACAGACCUUGUUCGUAAUUCAUCAUAUAGUUGGUUAUUUCGAUUUAGAGAAUUAAAUAUUUCCGAUCAGUCUUAAAAUAAGUAUUUGAAAAAUAAAUGUAGUUCUUCUGUUGAAUAAGAGGAUAAGUGUUUUGUUAUAUGUGAUGGGCAUGCAAGUAAUACUUAUUUACAAUAUCAAUCAUUUUCUAAAGCAAUAUUCAUUUUUUACUUGACUGUUUCCGAGAAACAGUCGAGCUAUUACGAUCGCUGUGGUGUUGGCGUCGUCUGCUUUGUUGUUGGCAUUGUUGUCAUGCGAAAACUUUAAUGUAGGCCAAUACUCAAACAAUUUUAAAGGUAUCAAUAUGAAACUUGGAAUACUUGCUAGUUAUGACAAUAGGCAGUUGUAAGACAAGGGGCAUAACUCUGAAAGGUAUAUUUUAGAGUUAUGCCCCUUUUUAACUUGGAAUUUUUGUCAAAAGUGGCUAUUUUAACAGACAAGCAUUAACACCCCAUGCAGUGCUCUUGUUCAUGUUAACAAUUUAGUUGUCAAGUUCAUAUUAUUUGCAAUUAAUAACAUUUUGUUUUAAAACAUAUAUAUUGCCAUAGAUGUGAUUUUUGAGAACAGUUUUACAAUGAUUUUAAACUGUUUAUACUAAGACUCUAUCUGUCUCUAAAAAUCAUAUAUUUUAUUGAAAUAUUUCAUAAUCUAUAUUGUUUAUAUGUUUUUGUAUAAAGUAAUGUUGACAUAUUUGAAUGUUGUUUGUAUAUGUGGUUGAAUCUGUGUAUACAUAUUUUACAUAGUUUAUGAUACAUGUGUUGAUGACAUUUUCUAUGUGUAAAUAAAUAUUGCCCAUAUGUGUUAAGAAUUAUUAUGUGCAAAAAAAGUGCUAGAAUGAAAUUUAUAUCACAUUUUAUAAAAAUAAAUUUUUAAAAUAAACAAUGAUUUCAGAUAAUUUUUUAGCUUUAAUUUAAAUUUUGAUAUUUUAUGUUACAGGCUGUGAAUUUUGUUUUACGGUAAUUUAUAUCAAACUCACAAACAAUGCCUUUUCAGAAGUGAACAUGUUCAAUUUCUUGCCCUGCUAAAGAUGUUUAAUUGACUUGUCUAGGCUGGCCCCAUCGUCGGAACCCACAGUACACAUUCUAUACACCACACAUUCAAUAUUUACUGAUACUGGUACACAGUAAAUUGCCUUGGUAAAUACUGGGGACGGUCCAGCCUUGAAUUAAGGACAAAUGUCCGCUUGAAUGGAUUUCAUUGUGAGAAAAUAAAUUAAACUAAACAGCUUGUCAAACUGCACUGACAUGCAGGUUUUAAACUUGUAGCAUAGGAUUUGUUUACAAGAUCAUUUUGCUGUCAAAAUGUUAUCUUUAAAUCAUUUUGAUUAACGACACACUUUAAAAUGAGAUAGCUCUUGAUAUGUCUGAAAGUUACUGAAAAGUUGGUUAACAAAUAAAGUAUUCAGUCCUUUACUGGCUUAUAGAGAAGACUGGGCUUGCCUAACUGUGCUGCUUCAAAGCAUAUUUUAAUAAGUUAAUAGCUUCCAACACAAUCAAAUGACAAUAAAUUAGUAUAAACUAAACUGUGUUGGCUGUUUAAAUAAAGUCAUUAUUAUUAUUGUUAUUGAUCGCAAGUGAUAAAACACGUUUUUUCGAUUCACUGAAAUAAUCUUUCCCUAUUAUUCUACCAAUGACUGAAGUAAUUAAACCAAAAUAGAAUGAAUAUAACUAUUCAAUCAGUAUAGAGCCUGUCCAACCUUCACAUUCUUUAACCCUAACCCUGUUAGAACCGAAAGUUGUUACUCUUUGCUGCCUAGUCUGCUGUCUGACUUGGCUCUAUACUGUUGGAAGAAUAACUUAUCCUCUUAACAUCCCUAAAAUUGAUAAUGGACAUUUCCAAAAAUGCAAGCUGGACAAGUCCAUUUAAGAAAUUCAGCAGGUUAUUACGGUUAAGACU